AUGUCAAGCUCAAAAGCCUCCUCGGGCCCGUCCGAGUUUCGAGAAUAUGCGAGCCUCGCACAUUCAUCGGAUCCGCUAAACUUGUGUCCAGAGCUGGGUAUAGGUGCCAUGGCCGGGCAUAAUGAAGAAGCCAAGUCCGAGAUCAUGUUCAACGAGCAGCCUCUAGACGAGAAAGAAAAGGACGGCGACGACGAGUCCCAGUACCCCUCGGGGCUACCGUUUGCACUAACAAUGGUUGCCCUGUUCGCCGCCGCCUUCAUAGUCGUGGUUGGCCAGAUGGUCAUCGCCACCGCCGUCCCCACCAUCAGCGACACGUUCCAGAGCUUUGGGGACGUUGCCUGGUACAGCGUCGGUGGGCAAAUCACCGGCGUUGCCAUGCUGCUUCCCUUUGGUCGGGCCUACACGCUGCUCAACAACAAGUGGACCUUUGUGACCUCUGUCAACAUUUAUUUGUUGGGGAGCGCCCUGUGCGGGUUUGCCCCGUCCUCCGCCGUCUUUAUUUUCGGAAGAAUGGUGCAGGGCGUGGGGAUGGCUGGCGUCAUGGACGGCACCUUGAUCAUUCUUGCCCAUCUAACCGCGCUGAGGAAGAGGAGCUUAUAUGUUGGGUUUUUCGGGGGUGCAUAUGCAAUUGCGAACGUUCUAGGGCCGAUAAUUGGUGGUGCUAUAACGACAAGGGCGUCUUGGAGAUGGUGCUUUUGGUUCAAUCUCCCCGUUGGGGCGGUAAUUGUUCUACUCAUCGUCUUUUAUCUGCCCAACAACAUGGAAUCUACAAUGUCCACGUCCGGAAAGAAAAUGACCUGGGGCCAAUUGAUCAUGCGACUCGACCCUCUGGGGACCCUGCUCCUCUUGACCUCGCUCAUCUGCCUGGUGCUGGCUCUGCAAUGGGGCGGCGAGAACAACGCGUGGAGUGAUGGCAAAGUCGUCGCCGCGCUUACCGUGUUUGCGGCGACCAUUUUGCCCUGGAUGGCCUUGCAGCGUUUUCAAGGGGAAGACGCCACUGUCCCUUGGAGCAUCGUGAGCCGGAGAUCAGUCGCGGGGUUCCAAUCCCUCCAAGGGGAUAAUCCCCAAGCUUCAGGCUUCAAACAGCUGGCGUUAUGCCUCAGCACCACGGUUGGCGCAGUCGCCGCGGGCGGACUUGUGGUGGCAACCGGCUACUACAACCCCUACAUGAUUCUCGGUUCCGUAUUGGCCACGGCUGGUGCGGCAAUGUUGAUGAUUAUUGACCCAAAUCGCAACCUUGGUUUCGUUAUUGGUGCUCAGAUCCUCAUCGGCGUUGGUGUCGGAGCCGGAGGCGAGCAGGCAAACGUUGCUGUUCAGGCCGUGCUACCGAGCUCCAAAUUGGCAAGGGGCACGAGCCUGUCCCUCUUCGCGAGGCUUUUCGGUUUCGCGUUGUGGGUACCGGUGGCCCAGAGUAUCAUCCAGAAAGAGAUAUUCGUGCAGAUCGGACCCGAACUGACCGGCCAGAUCUUUGGCGAGGGCGAGGCAAGGGAUUUGCGCGAGCAGCUGGAGGAAAUCUUUGAUGGGGACAACACCCCGGACUACUUGGACGCCCUCGAUAGGGUCAACUAUGCCAUCACCAGGGCGUUUAUGCUGGCCGUGAUCUUGGCUGCCCUUUCGCUGCCAUUCAGCAUGCUGGUAGAAUGGCGGAGCGUCAAGAAGAAGCAUGGCUCUAAGGGGAAGAACAUAGAAGGGGAGGGAGAGUGA
Molecule: messenger RNA, 1704 nt
Organism: Pyricularia oryzae 70-15
Lineage: Eukaryota; Fungi; Ascomycota; Sordariomycetes; Magnaporthales; Pyriculariaceae
Product: major facilitator superfamily transporter
Exons: 5
Coding region: 1-1704 (567 amino acids)
Biological process (GO): transmembrane transport
Molecular function (GO): transmembrane transporter activity
Source: RefSeq, a predicted model, not a curated record